Plectropomus leopardus (leopard coralgrouper) is the source of this 1775-nucleotide messenger RNA. RefSeq names its product solute carrier family 1 member 1 (gene slc1a1). Lineage: Eukaryota; Metazoa; Chordata; Actinopteri; Perciformes; Serranidae. Gene Ontology annotation, cellular component: plasma membrane. Gene Ontology annotation, biological process: L-glutamate transmembrane transport. Gene Ontology annotation, molecular function: L-cysteine transmembrane transporter activity; glutamate:sodium symporter activity; L-glutamate transmembrane transporter activity. The record is from RefSeq and is a predicted model, not a curated record.
AUGGACAUGAUGGGCAACAAAGAGCGACGAGGCGUGAAUUUCAAAGGCUUACUGAAGAGGAACUGGCUUCUGAUUGCCACGGUUUUAUCAGUGCUGCUCGGGAUCAGUUUGGGCGUGGUGGUCAGAGAGUAUGCCUCCCUCUCCCAUCUCCACAAGCAGUAUUUUGGCUUCCCAGGAGAGAUCCUAAUGCGAAUGCUGAAGCUUGUCAUCCUUCCACUCAUCAUUUCAAGCAUGAUAACAGGUGUUGCAGCCCUGGACUCUGAGGUAUCAGGAAAGAUCGGUCUGCGAGCUGUCAUUUAUUACUUCUCAACAACUAUCAUUGCAGUUAUUCUCGGGAUUAUUUUGGUGAUGACUAUCAAACCAGGAGUGUCUCAGACAGCUGAGCACAUUGACAGAGCCGGGACCACGCCCAAUGUCACAACAGUUGACACACUUUUGGACCUCCUAAGAAACAUGUUUCCUGAAAAUUUGGUGCAGGCUUGCUUUCAGCAGUACAAGACCAAGCGUAAAGAGCUAGAGCCUCCGAAAGUGAUAUCCAACACCACCACUAUUCCACCUCUCUCAACUACCAUCAUGUCUGUGGUGGAGAAUAUAACCAAGGACUAUAAAAUCGUUGGGACAUAUUCGGAUGGAAUAAACGUAUUGGGGCUUAUAGUUUUUUGUGUUGCUUUUGGCCUGGUCAUUGGGAAGAUGGGCGAAAAAGGCCGUAUCCUCCUGGAAUUUUUUGAUGCCCUAAAUGAAGCAACCAUGAAACUGGUCCAGAUCAUUAUGUGCUACAUGCCAGUAGGGAUCCUGUUCCUAAUUGCUGCUAAGAUCAUCGAGGUGGAAGACUGGGAGAUCUUCAGGAAGAUGGGUCUUUAUAUGGUGACAGUGCUGAGUGGUCUAGCUAUCCACGCCACUGUGUGUCUGCCGCUGAUUUUCUUUGUCAUUGUGAGGAAGAACCCGUACACAUUCACACUGGGAAUGGCUCAAGCUCUGGUCACAGCACUCAUGAUCUCCUCCAGCUCUGCCACUUUGCCUGUCACCUUCCGAUGUGCCGAGGAGAACAAUCGCAUCGACAAACGGAUCACCCGUUUCGUCCUUCCAGUGGGCGCCACCAUUAACAUGGACGGCACGGCGCUCUACGAGGCAGUGGCCGCCAUCUUCAUCGCCCAGCUGAAUGACUACACUCUGGAUGUGGGUCAGAUUGUUACUAUCAGUAUAACAGCAACAGUUGCCAGUAUCGGAGCAGCAGGAGUCCCUAACGCUGGGCUUGUCACCAUGGUGAUAGUCUUAACAGCUGUUGGAUUACCUGCAAGUGAUGUCACUUUGAUAGUCGCUGUGGAUUGGCUGCUGGACCGGUUCCGCACAAUGAUCAACGUUCUCGGUGAUGCUUACGGCGCCGGUAUUGUCCAGAAGCUAUCCAAAAGGGAACUGGAGAGGAUGGAUCUGACAUCGGACGUGGAUGUCGCCAACCCCUUUGCCCUGGAAGCCACUUUAGAUGAUGAAGAGUGUGAGAAGAAAUCCUACGUCAACGGAGGCUUCACCGUCGACAAGACGGAUGCAAUCUCCUUCACUGAAACCUCUCAGUUUUAGCCUCUGGCUGGCUCAUAGGAGCAGAGAAAGUGCCACGCUGCUAUGGAUGUCAAACGGAAAACCUUCCAUCACGUAUCAGUGCCAUGACGAGAGAGGAAAACUAUCCAACCAGACCCAUUCGAGCUCAGACAUCAGCAAUAGCAGCCUCCAUUAAGCUUACCCGAGACGAUCACCCUCCAUGUCGGACAUUUACAACCACG